ACUGGACGUUUGGUUUGGUUAGGUUUUAGUUUCCUCUACUUUUAUUUCCUGUGGGUUGUCUAUCAUUUUUCUCGUGUCGGGUUCCCCUACUGUGUCCUCUCUCUCUCUCACACACGCAGCUCCUCUUUUAUACCUUCUCAGAGCUGCGGGCGUAACGCAUUUAUUUAUAUCUCUGGGUCACAUUGUGAUUUCUUCACUCUUUGUCGCUACAAAGAAGUGGAGGUAACUCAACUUUCUUUGACGGGAAACACGGAAGGAUGUCGCAGGAGGCAGUAGCAGCAGCAGCAGCAGAGCUCGAUUUCCUCGGAUUGGAGAGGGAGACAUCUUCCUCCAAAUCUCAGCUUCAAAAGCUUCUAGAGCCACAAAGAUCUUUUCGAGGUAUUCAAGGCGCCAUUUCGAGGAUAAACCCACAGCUUCUUAAGAAUUUGAUAGCCUCCGGAACUGCGUCUUCUGAAGGGAAGCGGCAGGAACUUCUGUUCCCCUCGCCGUCCACGACUACAUCUGGAAAUCAAAGCUUUCUUUCGACUUUACCUGUUCUCAAUCCGGUCGCUAGGCCUAUUUCUGAAAUUCCUCCAGAAAGUGGUCGAUUAACCAUUUUCUAUAAUGGAACCGUUUCCGUGUUCGAUGUUCCUAGUGACAAGGUCUCCCUUUAUGCUGAGAAAAUCAUGAAACUUGCUGAAACCGAAUCGCCUGAUCCGAAACUCAGAGCUUCUUCGAGUACCGAAGCUCGGCUGUUCGAUAACCUUGACGGAGACUUGCCGAUCGCUCGAAAGAAGUCACUGAGAAGGUUUCUUGAGAAGCGGAAGGAGCGGAACGAACAGAAGGACCACCUAGAAAGUCUUGGGCGGGUUUCUACCUUGAAAACUACUCAAAAUUAAUGAAAAAGAGUGUAAAUCUCACUGAGUCACCGAAAAAACAGGUUGACUUCAGUCUCACCUUAUGAAUCAGUUAGAACCUGUGGUGGUGCCGGUGCCAGUGCCAGUGCCAGUGCCGGUGGAGAAGGCAAGGAUCAGUAGCUUCACCUGUAAUUCAUUUAUUAGAAUUAAGAGACCAAAGAUGAUAGAUGAUAGAUUCCUAAUCGAUAUGGUUAUUCUAGAAACUAAAACCAAACGCUACAACAGCCGUCAUGUAUGUUAGCGACAACGUUGCCCCUGGUGGUUUGUUGAUGUCCCAUGUGAACCGCAUCCUCUUGGAUGGUGGUUCCCUCGGUUUCCAGUCGUGUGGUUUAGAUGCUCUUUAUCUGUUAAAAAUGUUUUUUUUUUUUAAUAUAUUAUUAAUAGAAUUAUUGAUUUAAUCAGACAA
Messenger RNA from Macadamia integrifolia, 1302 nucleotides. RefSeq names its product protein TIFY 9-like. The transcript is spliced from 7 exons. The coding region runs from base 258 to 878 and encodes 206 amino acids. The record is from RefSeq and is a predicted model, not a curated record. Lineage: Eukaryota; Viridiplantae; Streptophyta; Magnoliopsida; Proteales; Proteaceae. Gene Ontology annotation, cellular component: nucleus. Gene Ontology annotation, biological process: regulation of jasmonic acid mediated signaling pathway; response to wounding; regulation of defense response.